GACAACAUGUUCUCAUUUGAUGUGGAAAAAGAAACAUUUGCUUUGAAACCCAUGAACUGUCCAGGACAUUGUUUGAUGUUUGAUCAGAGAAGUCGCUCUUGGAGAGAGCUCCCACUCCGCCUGGCUGAUUUUGGUGUGCUGCAUCGUAAUGAACUGUCAGGAGCACUAACUGGGCUGACGAGGGUUCGUCGUUUCCAGCAGGAUGAUGCACACAUUUUUUGUGCUGUGGAUCAGAUUCGACAAGAAAUAUUAGCUGCUCUCAACUUCUUAAAGCAUGUGUACUCUGUGUUUGGGUUCAGCUUCCAGUUGGUAUUAUCUACAAGACCAGAGAAAUUCUUGGGAGAGAUGGGUAUGUGGAAUGAAGCUGAAAAGCAACUAGCAGAAAGUUUGAAUGAAUUUGGGUGCCAAUGGAAAGAAAAUCCUGGAGAUGGUGCUUUUUAUGGGCCAAAGAUUGACAUCACAAUAUUGGAUGCUCUUCGGAGACCUCAUCAGUGUGCAACCAUUCAACUUGAUUUCCAGCUGCCCAUUCGGUUCAAUCUGGGAUAUGUGAGUGAGAGUGGAGAAAAGAAGAGACCAGUAAUCAUUCAUCGAGCAAUUUUGGGCUCAGUUGAGAGAAUGAUUGCAAUUCUUACAGAAUCUUGUGGUGGAAAGUGGCCAUUUUGGCUAUCUCCUAGGCAGUGCAUUGUGAUACCUGUUGGAACUCCAUUUCAUGACUAUGCCUUCAAGGUGAAAGAUCAGCUGUAUUCUGCUGGUUUCAUGUGUGAUGUGGAUGUGGAUCCAGGUGACACAAUGAAUAAAAAAAUUCGCAAUGCCCAACUAGCUCAGUAUAAUUUCAUUCUGGUGGUUGGCGAAAAGGAACACAGUGGAGGAACAGUAAAUGUUCGUACAAGAGACAACGUGGUUCAUGGAGAGUUCUCAGUCGAAGCAGUGAUACAGAAGUUUCAGUCCCUGAAAGACAAGCAGUUGUUCGAUAGUGAGGUGGACUUCUGAACACAGUAAAUGAAGUGCUGUGUUGCUUAUAUAAAUUUAUAUUGAAGAUUAAUUUAUUUUGCACCAUGAAUAAUGUAUUAUUCCAUGUAUUAACCACACAGUAAGCUUAUUUUCCUUUAAACAUUGAAAGAAUGGCACUUUACAGAAAUUGGAAGGAUGUACCGUUUGUAUUAAUAUGAUUUUUAAGUUCUCACAGCAGUGCUGAUGUAUGGAUGAGUGUUUGGAUAAUAAUGUCAUGAUGUGUUAUAAGAAAAAUUCUUAAUAUUUCUCUACUUACUCAUAGAAGAUGCCCCAAAGAUAAAUUAUAAAAAUGUUUGAAAAGUCUUGCAACAGUACAUAGUAUUGUAAUCCAGAAUGUUCAUACAUUGCGAAAGACUAAAAUAAAAUAAAUCACUUUACGAUUCAUGUAAAGUGUUUUGUUGACAGUAAUGAUCUGUGACUCCAUCAUGCAACUGAAUGCAGCACAACGUUCAGUAACUGUGCUUAGUGCUAGAAGGAGCCCCCAAAUUUGAAUCUGUAUAUAAACUCAACUUAGAGCAAUUGUGAAUGGAAGUGUUUUAAAGCAUGAAUUAUUUAGAUCAGUGUUUCUCAAACUUCUGGCAGCUGUGGGACACUGCAUGGACAGUCAGUGUACACAUGGACCACUCAACUAUCAUAACAUUCUCCUUAGCCGUAGGGAGCAUGCAAUUUCAUUUCUUUUAUGCGAAUAGGAGAAAAAUUAUAGUUACGAUUGCUAUAAACCACUUUUUUUCUAACCACCAAUUUAAAGUAUAUUUUUAAACAGUGAUUCAUUGCAUUUUAAAUUAUUUAUUACAUGCCAUAUAAUUCUGUGUGGACUGUAUAAUAAUACAGGCCAUCUGGUGGACUUACAGACCACAGUUUGAGAAACAUGGAUUUAGAUGUUAUGGUAUGUGAAAUAAAUUUCUGCAGGUUUCAGUUGAAUACAUUUCUGUGGUGUUUUUUAAUAUAAUUUAUUACACUGAACUACUAUAAACAUGGAAUCGCCAAUUUA
Molecule: messenger RNA, 2002 nt
Organism: Cryptotermes secundus
Lineage: Eukaryota; Metazoa; Arthropoda; Insecta; Blattodea; Kalotermitidae
Product: threonine--tRNA ligase 1, cytoplasmic
Biological process (GO): threonyl-tRNA aminoacylation
Cellular component (GO): cytoplasm
Molecular function (GO): ATP binding; threonine-tRNA ligase activity
Source: RefSeq, a predicted model, not a curated record